This is a messenger RNA of Nerophis lumbriciformis (worm pipefish), 2013 nucleotides long. NCBI's taxonomy places the organism in Eukaryota, Metazoa, Chordata, Actinopteri, Syngnathiformes, Syngnathidae. The record is from RefSeq and is a predicted model, not a curated record.
AUGUGGCUCAAGAUGUUCUUUUUGCUCUUGUAUUUCAUCGUUUUGUUCAUGCUGGCUCGGAUAUUCGAGGCGGUGGUUUGGUACGAGACAGGUGUGUUCGCCACACAGCUGGUCGACCCUGUUUCUCUCAGCUAUAAGAAGCUGAAGACCAUCCUGGAGUGUCGAGGGCUGGGAUACGCUGGGCUGGCUGAGAAGAAGGAUGUCAGCCAACUGGUGGAGAAAUCGGGAGAGCUGACACACGGCGAGUUAUAUUCCGCCAUCAAGAAGGAGAAUGAGCAAACAGAGGCAGGUGAUGCCAGCAGCACACAUUUCAGCGGAGAGAUGCACUUCUAUGAAUUAGUGGAGGACACUAAAGAUGGCAUCUGGUUGGUUCAGGUCAUUGCUCAGGACCGAGAAGCUCUGCUCAGUAAGUCAAACUGGGGGAAGAUGGUGCAGAAAGUGUCUCAGUUUGGAAUCCGAACCGGGACUUUCAACUGCUCUCAUGACCACAGGUCAUGCAUGAAACGCGGCUGGCAGCGUUCCACUCUCAUCAUGUCAGUCCCACAGACGUCGGCAUCUAAGGGCAAAGUCACAUUGAAAGAAUACAACGGCCGUCGCGUGGAGCCCGAGCACAUCUUCCGUUGGAUGACUUCGCAUAUGUCUCAACGCAUCAAGACGCUUUCCCGUUCGGAGAAACUGCUGGAGGAGUGGCGCCCUGACCCGCGCCACCCAUUAAAGAUGUUUCUCUUCGCUCCCCUGCCUCAGCCGCCCGUUUUCUUCUCCUCGCUGUCGGUCAAGUUCACCGGCAGGAUCGAGUUCAUAUUCGUGGACGUCAGUCGCUGGGACAAUGACAGCAGCCUAUUAGAGAUCGGUGUGACGCAGAGCCCCGCCUAUAUCCUGAAGAUGCCGGAGGGGGUGUAUCACUAUGGCAACAGCACCGGAGAGUUCUUGUCUGUGGCCGCCAUGGACACCUUCUUGCGAUCACUUCAACCCGAGGUCAAUGACUUGUUUGUCCUCAGUCUUGUCCUCAUCAACCUGUUGGCAUGGAUGGAUCUCUUCAUUACACAGGGAGCGACAGUGAAACGUUUUGUUGUGCUCAUCCGAACACUUGGAACUUACAAUUCCAUCCUUUUGGUGUCUUGGCUUCCAUUUCUGGCUCUCCUCCAGCUGUCUUACCUGGAUGCUGUCUACGGUUACAGCCUGAAGUUGCUCCGCUACGCAGACACAACCACACUGGCCAGCGUGGUGAGAGCCGAUUGGACGUUCUAUUCUUCCCAUCCGGCUCUCUUCCUGUCCACUUACCUGGCGCACGGCCUGCUGGUGGACUAUUUUGAGAAAAAGCGUCGCUGUGGAAACAGAAGCCAAGAGGACAGCAGCACUAACUUGGAGUGGUUGGCCAGUUUGUGGGAGUGGUACACAUCCUAUCUGCUCCACCCGAUAGCAUCGCUACAACAAGUGCCGUCAGACUGGGAUGAUGACCCUAACUUUCUUUUUGAGCGCUUAGCCUUUCCUGAUCUCUGGCUUCGCCCGUUAGUGAGCUUGGACUACAUAAAAGCUUUACCGGCGUGGAAAUUCCGAUGCGGCGGUGGAGCCAAGCUGGAAGACGAGAUUGACAGAUCUCACUCAGACACAGACAGCAGUGAGUCAAGUGACUAUUCCUCACAAAGUGACAAGUGGCAGGAGAGCACAUCGUACAACCUGGAUGCUGACGCGCACUCUGUUGACAGCAAUACAGAGCGCGUGACGGAGGCGUGUUGCGGAGGCAAACCUGACUUCCCGUCUGCUCGCGGGGUGUCAAAAAGCAUCUCGCGAAAUGACCACGGCGAGCAUUCGGGAUGGCCCCGCGGGAUUUUGCGCUGCUCGGAAUGCGUCGUGUGCCUGGAGAACUUUGUGAGCGAAGAACUACUGAUGGGUCUUCCCUGCGGCCACGCCUUCCACCAGCAGUGCAUCGUUCUGUGGCUGGACGCGGGCCGACACUGCUGUCCAGUGUGUCGCUGGCCCAGCUACAAGAAGAAGCAGCAGCAGCAUGUUUAA